CCCAAACCAGCGGAGGACACGACCGCACGACGCGAAAUGGAUGCCGGCCUUGGUGGGCGCGGGGGAAGCUCCAACAUGGUUAUGGGUGCUGUGCGGAAGCAGCACAUGAAUAUCGCCCUGUGGUUUGGCUUCUUCACAGCCUCGUUUGUGGUCUUCUACCUGUUCAGCGACGGCGAUUUCUCCUUCCUCAUGACGUUCGCCUCUUUCACGAGAGGCUUCGGGUUCGCCGUACUGCUGGGGCUGAUGCUUGCGAAGAAGCACGCGCGAGGGGUCUCCAUGAAGAGUCUCCAACUCUACGCCGUCGUAUUCGCCUCGCGGUUGGUGUCGGUGCUGCAGCACGAAGGGUACCUUCCCUACGACAGGAGCGGUGACUUCGUUUACCACGGGGCCGAGAUCGCCUCGCUGGCGCUGGCGGUGGGCUGCGUGGUGCUCAUGUCGACCAAGUUCAAGUCGACCUACCAGCAGGACGUGGACUCGUUCGGUGCGCUGCACGUGCCGACGGAAUGGGGCACGCUCUACAUCUUCGUCCCUUGCCUGCUGCUGGCGAUUGUGAUGCACCCGAACCUGAACAAGAACUUCCUGUCGGACACGGCAUGGACGUUCUCCAUGUACCUGGAGAGCAUGGCGAUUGUUCCUCAGCUGUUCAUGUUCCAGAAGCAGGCGAAGGGAAUCGUCGAGGUGUUGGUCACGCACUCGACUUUCGCCUUGGGUUUGGCGAGGGUGCUAGAUAUGGUGUUCUGGAUGUUCAGCUACAAGGAGCUGACCCACGCGGGCUCGAACUCGGUGGGUAUGUUCGUGCUGUUCUCCCAGUUCGUCCACGUCCUCAUCAUGGGGGACUUCUUCUACUACUACGCUAUCAGCGUGAAGACAGGGAACAUGAUGCAGCUGCCAUCUCAGCUGUCGGGCAUGGUCUGAUGUGCUCGAGGUUUCGGUCCAUCUUCGACGCGAAGACGCCACUAUGUGACGGUGGCGGUGGUGGGAAAUCACUCUGUUCGACCUAAAUUUCCGUCGACACGUGUGGUGGUUUCGCGGCCGAAGAUAGCCUGGGGGAUUCGGCCGAACAUAACAUUAAAACCAACCCAAAAGGCGUGUUCCGUGUUUGCGCCGCUGCGGAACAGAGGAAGGGGAGAACACUACCGCGUAUGACACAAGAUAACACACCCCCUGGACCGAUUUUCAAAGCUCGAUUACUCCACGACGAAGAGGAUGCAUAAACGAAACGAUACAUUUUCGAAAAGCUCUCGACGAGGCGGUUUCAACGCCGCCGUUUUCGACGCUGUGACUGUUCCGGCAGUUGAGAAAUCGAGCUUCGAAAAUCGGUCAAGGGGGUGUGUUAUCUUAUGUCAUAUACGGUAUUUCGGAGGGGGGAGGCAACCUUUGUUGGCCGGCAGGACGAGCGAUAGAAAUGAGGGGACCGGUGACUGUUCCAGGAAUUUUUGUUGUCUCAGCGAGAUCACAGGCUCUUCUUUCGGUAUGGCGAUCUCUCAUUUACUACUGUUGCUGCGAAACCAAAACACGAUUGGGACGGAGGGGCGCGACUUGUCUUUUCGGAAGUGCUAAAAGUGAGGUACGCACAUGUUUUUUUGAAGAGAACGCCGCAGCGCGUUUUGUUUUCGCACGCAUAGGUAUGGAUGUCGACGAGUGGAUGUGUGCACUCGCUUGACCGCCACUUGCUACCGAAGCGUGCAUGGAUUGUGUACCAUUUUGUGCUGUCUUUCUUUCGUCGGGAUUGGGAGGGGCGGGUGGGACAUGCGGUCUCGUGAGCAAGAGAGAGCUUACUCGUGGGCAAUGCAAUGCCCUUCGGGUGGCCUCAAAUCAACCCAGAACUCGAUUGGAUUGGAUAAGACUUGUGAGCAUUGGAUGCUGACCGUUCCCCCCACCAACGCCGAGCAUGCCAUGGGCGUUGGAGCUUGAUUCUGGUCCUAAUCUGGUAGUCAAUCACCGGAUGGGGUAAUUCGUCUCGGCUUCGUGAGGGUACAAGGCCAUUAGUCGGAUUACAAGCGUGUCAAUCUUUUGGUACCCCCCCCCCGACGUUGGUCUAACAACUUGGAGGCAUGCAAAACAUUGGUAAGACGACCGGCCUCGCUCGUCUUGCGUAUUAUUGGUUUUGGAUCUAAAGUCAGUGCGUGUGCGUCGGUGGGACGAGCCAUUCUUCGAGACAUGGUUUCGCGGUAGGUUGGGGCGUGACGAGACCUUCCCCGGCAGCCACUCUCAUUCUGUAUUUUGUUGUUGUUAUUGUUCUGGGAGGAGGGGCGACGUUGGUGACAUGAUCGUCGGUGCUGUUGAAACUUGUUCUGGUACUCAAUAUCGUGUGUUGAAAAGAUGUCGUCGCGUUAGAAAAUGUUGAUUGUCGCACUGCUGUCCUACCCGGCGUUGUGAUGCGAGCUCCUCUGCUGUGUCUGUUAUCUAUUUUUCCGUCUUGCUACAUGUCUCGUGGAUUUUGUGUAGUCUAGACUAAUGAACCAGGACCUAUCCUCGCCUUGGAGCAGUGACGUAUGAUGUUGACGCCUGCCCACAGCGGCAGUAGUUUGCAGCAUUGCGGUGCGACAUGUCGCUGCGUAUGUAUGUAACAUUAUUGUGCUGCAGCCCCAGAAAACGAUCUCUACUGCUUGGUGCGGGCGCAGUCGGAGGCAGCGCAGGAAGAAGAUAACACGUUGCGUGAACGUAGAAAGUGUGCAAUAUAUUGCAACAGGUGCACUUCAUGACAUUUUGCGAGGUCGUGAGAGUUCUCCAAUGCACACCGCAGUACACAGCAGCUGGUGCGCGGCAGUACCUCAAAAGAAUCGGGCACGAAGAAGAGAACAUAUAUGUCGCGUGGAUUUGAAGAGUCUGAAUGCACCGCAACCUUGUUGCGCUUCUUCUCUUUUUCAAAAUAAUCACGUACUAGAUUACUAGAUGCUGUGGUCGCCCUACGCGAGUUGUCGUAUGAGCGGGGCGGAGGAGGGCAGAGGGAAGCGAGAGGUGAUCCCACGUGUGCCACACCGACACAGGUGAGGCAGCUUUUCCUUCUGGUGGGGCUUGGUGGAAACUCCGAGUUGCCUUGCCAAGAGUGAGGCGAGUAGAGCUGUAGUUGGUGAUGGAAAGCAACGUAG
Molecule: messenger RNA, 3092 nt
Organism: Ectocarpus sp. CCAP 1310/34
Lineage: Eukaryota; Phaeophyceae; Ectocarpales; Ectocarpaceae
Source: the annotation of a GenBank genome assembly